AUGGCAGAGAAAGACCCAGAUUUCUAUUCUCACAAACUUCCCUCUGCUUCUCAGGUUGUUGAAGAGCUAAAAGAGUUAUGGGGUAUGGCUUUGCCAAUAACAGCUGCUCACUUAAUGGCCUUUUUUAGAGCAGUGGUCUCAGUUAUGUUCUUGGGCAGGCUAGGCAGUCUAGAACUAGCUGGUGGUGCACUUUCCAUUGGGUUUACAAACAUCACUGGUUACUCUGUCCUUGUGGGCUUAGCUUCUGGGCUAGAGCCAGUCUGUAGCCAAGCUUAUGGCAGCAGGAAUUGGGACCUCCUUUCAGUCUCUCUUCAACGCAUGAUCUUGAUACUUGGUAUUGCAAUCAUACCCAUAAGUCUUUUGUGGCUUAAUCUUGAAUCAAUCAUGAAUUUUAUGGGCCAAGAUCCAAAUAUUACUGCAAUGGCUGCAACUUACUGUAUUUACUCUCUCCCGGACCUUUUAACCAACACUCUAUUACAGCCCUUGAGAGUUUUCUUAAGGUCACAGGGGGUGACAAAGCCCAUGAUGUACUGCUCCUUGUUGGCUGUUAUUUUCCACGUGCCAUUGAACUAUGUUCUUGUUGUUGUGAUGGGGUGGGGGGUCCCUGGGGUGGCUUUGGCAUCAGUUGUGACUAACAUGAACAUGGUGGGGUUGAUGGUGGGUUAUGUAUGGUGGGUUAGUGGACGGUGGGAGAUGAAAUGGAAGGUUGAGAUUGGAGGGGUGUGUGGUGGGGUGGGACCACUUUUGAAGUUGGCAAUACCUAGUUGUUUAGGGAUUUGCUUGGAGUGGUGGUGGUACGAGAUAGUGACUGUAUUGGCAGGGUACUUGCCUAAUCCCACAUUGGCAGUGGCUGCCACUGGGAUUCUCAUCCAGACCACUAGCAUGAUGUACACUGUCCCCAUGGCACUUGCUGGCUGUGUCUCUGCUCGGGUAGGGAAUGAGCUUGGAGCUGGAAAGCCUUACAAAGCCAAGUUAGCAGCCAUGGUGGCAUUGGGCUGUGCCUUUGUGAUUGGUAUUCUCAAUGUGACAUGGACGGUAUUCCUUAGAGAGCGAUGGGCUGGUUUGUUCACUAAAGAUGUUCUUGUUAAAGGUCUUGUGGCUGCUGUUUUGCCAAUAAUAGGGCUCUGUGAGCUUGGUAACUGCCCUCAAACAACUGGCUGUGGCAUCCUACGUGCCACGGCACGGCCCGCGGUCGGGGCUCGCAUAAAUUUGGGCUCAUUUUACUUUGUGGGCACCCCAGUAGCAGUGGGCUUGGCCUUUGGUCUAAAUAUUGGGUUUUCUGGGCUGUGGUUUGGGCUCUUGUCAGCCCAAGUGGCUUGUGCAUUGUCUAUUCUCUAUGUUGUAUUGAUCCGUACAGAUUGGGAACAUGAGGCUUUGAAAGCCAAGGAGCUGAGUAGCAUGGAAAUGAGUGCAUGCAAUGGUGUUGGUCACAAAGAACAUGAAGGAGAUGAAGAAGAGAGUAAAGGGUUGUUAGUGAAUGGUAAUGGUAACAUGGUAGAUAAUGUUUGA
Molecule: messenger RNA, 1509 nt
Organism: Dovyalis caffra
Lineage: Eukaryota; Viridiplantae; Streptophyta; Magnoliopsida; Malpighiales; Salicaceae
Source: the annotation of a GenBank genome assembly